AAUGCAAUUUACCUUCUUUAAUUGUAAUUCAUAACUUAAUCACUGAGUAUUUUAAUUCGUUAAUUUUGUGUUAUACUCUGCCUUUGCCUAUAAAAAUUCAAUCUUUAAGCCUAAAAUUAAUCGAAUCCUUGUUUUUUAUAUUCAUAAUUUGAUGUUCAAUUGAUUUGUUCGAUGUUCUUGGUGUUCAAUUGGCUGAUUUGAUUAAAAACAACCAGCAGUAUGAUGUAUACAGAGUGUUGUAGUUAUUGUCAUAUUGUGAUUUCUGUGGUCGAUAAACCUAAAUUAAUGCUAAUUUUUCUUUUAUUUUUUUGGUCGAAUUUGACAGAUUAAAAUGUCAAAAGUGUUAUGUUGGAUUUUGUGGAAAAAUGAAAUUGAGUAGAUUUGAGUCACUUGUUGUUGUUGAGUUGUUUUGGAGCUUGUGAAAGUAAGAGUUUGAGUAAUGGAAUGGGUUGUUGCUUAUAUAUCGGCUGGGUUCGGUGUUACCCAUCUUAUCACCGAAAACCACAAUAAAACAAUGGCUUAUAUGUGAACUUUAACAUGAUUAAGGUGUUUUUAUUAUCUGUGCAUUCUGGUUUCAAGGUUUUGUUUGUGACUUUUCAUCCUAAGUUGUUGUUCUUUCGAACUUUAUGUGUUGAGGGGUUGAUAUUGUGGUCGAAUUGUCAAUUAAUAAUGUCUUGUUUCUAGCACUCAUAAUUGGUUCAUAUACCUCACAACAUUACUUGGUUAACAUGCAUGGUGUUGCUUUUAGCAUAAUUAUAUGCUUAAACUUUCUUUGAGUAUGAUAUUUGGCUGUUUGUCUUAUUAUCAACUUUUAAUUGUCCCAUAGAUGAUUUUGAUAAUAGUGGAUUUAUAAUUUGUGUAGCUUUAAUGUCAUUGCAGUUGAGAUAAGAAGAUGAAUUUGUAUUGUUAUGUGGGCUAUGUUGAAGUAUAUUAUCCAAAGGGAUCCUAAUUGUAAUGUUUUGUUCUAUGUUUGGGCAUGAUACUUGUGCAUGAUGGUAGGAUUUAAUUGGAGUUUUGCAUACUCAAGUGACCAGUCUGACCACACCAGACAAAAGUAAAAACUUCUUAUACUUUAGUGUGCCUGUUUGUAUGAUUGUGUUUGUGUAAUGUUGCUUUUGUUUACCCUAUAUCAUAGUCUGCCUUUGUAGUUGAUGAAAUCUCAGUAAAGAAGGUGGACUCAUGGUAAAGAAGUAAAGAACUGGUGGUGCAAGGAUUACUUUAAUGUUAAAUAAUGUGAUACACAGUUAGUAGAUGGCUUGUUUUGUUAUUUUUUUUUUUCUUGUAAUGGAGAAAGUAGAGGAGUUUGAUUGCAUCCUUAUAGAUAUGGCAUUGGGUGUGCUGUAUAAUAUGGACAGGGAGAAAGUUGCAGCUCGUGGGGGUGUUUUUGUUUUGGCAUUUGUAUACACCGGAGGCAGGUAGUUGGCGUUCAGAAGGAAGGUUGUGAGAAUGAGUUCAGACGGGGACAGGAGCAGGAGCAGGAGCAAAAGUAUGAGCAAAAGUAGAAGCAGAAGUAGAAGCAGGAGUCCAGUAGAUCGAAAGAUUCGUAGUGAACGCCAGUCAUUUCGUAGUGCACCUUAUGGGAGAGACCAACGUCGGGGUUUCAGCCAGAACAAUCUGUGCAAGAAUUGCAAGCGCCCUGGCCACUUUGCUAGAGAAUGUCCUAAUGUAGGCAUUUGUCAUAACUGCGGUCUUCCUGGGCACAUUGCCCUGGAAUGUACCACAAAGUCUCUUUGUUGGAACUGUCGAGAACCUGGCCACACAGCCAGCAGCUGCCCUAAUGAGGGCAUUUGCCACAGGUGUGGCAAGGGUGGUCACCAGGCCAGGGACUGUCAUGUCCCACCACCGCCACCUGGUGAUGUGAGGUUGUGCAAUAACUGUUACAAACAAGGCCACCUUGCACCGGAUUGUACCAACGAGAAGGCCUGCAACAACUGUAGGAGAACAGGUCAUCUUGCUCGAGACUGUACUAACGAACCUGUCUGCAACCUGUGCAACUUGUCAGGACACGUAGCAAGAGGUUGCCCUAAGGCGGAUGAUCUCGCUGGGAGAGGAAGUGUGGUUCGAGGUGGUGGUGGUUACAGUGGUGAUGGUGGUGUUGGUUACAGGGAUGUUGUAUGCAGGAACUGCCAGCAGUUAGGGCACAUGAGUAGGGACUGUGUUACACCAGUGAUCUGCAAUAUGUGUGGAGGGCGUGGUCAUCUGGCAUACGAAUGUCCUUCAGGGAGGUACUUGGACCGCUACCCCAGGAGGUACUGAUUGUUGAAGCUUACUGUGUAAUGGCUAUCCAUGAGAACUAGGUAUAUCGGCAUAUUUUUUGCCAGUUAGUUGUGUUACCAGAAUCUUGAAGUAGACAUUUUUUUAGGUUCAGUUAAGGUUUAAGUUAAUAAGUUUCAAAUUGGUCUUUGAGUGCUGUACUAGUGAAUGGAACUUUUAGCAUUAUUUGAAGUUUGUUGAAGUUGAGAUUUGAAGAAUUUGAAUAUUUCAAUCUAUUUCAUUUUAUUUAUCACACAAAAUAUAUCAAGAUUAAUAAAAAUUGUCUUGUUGCUUUGAUCA
Messenger RNA from Chenopodium quinoa (quinoa), 2553 nucleotides. RefSeq names its product cellular nucleic acid-binding protein-like. NCBI's taxonomy places the organism in Eukaryota, Viridiplantae, Streptophyta, Magnoliopsida, Caryophyllales, Amaranthaceae. The coding region runs from base 1447 to 2256 and encodes 269 amino acids. The record is from RefSeq and is a predicted model, not a curated record. Gene Ontology annotation, molecular function: zinc ion binding; nucleic acid binding. The transcript is spliced from 3 exons.